AUGGAAGCAACCAAUGAGAGAGAGACUAGUGUGUUGGACAUCACUGUGACGUCAAGUGAUGAUUAUUUUGAGUCAGGUGAUGUCUGUAUAGAGGUGUCUGUCUGUCAGUGUUAACUCAGGAUAUAUACCACCAUUACCGUGCUGUCAGCACUCGAGACAGAGACCAGAACACACUCAAGUGUCAGCAUAUACGUCAGGAGACUUCAGUACCAGAAGUUGGCUGAUUUUCAGGAAUUUCUGGGGUCGAAUUUGCACAAGCAACAUAGUGAUAAUGAAAGUGAAAAAGAUGUCAGCAGCUUUAGGACUUCUUGUCCUAGUAUUGUUCGUAGGAGCUGCGAGAGCUGCUUGGGGUACAAGCGGUGAAAGUAUUUUGUUGAAAGAUGUAGAGGUGCUCACCUUGUAUAAUGGCAAGAUGACGACAGGAAGACGGUCAUCACCGGUACCACAACUGCAGUGUGUUAAAGGGGGAACAGCGCCAUGUGAUGCCUUCAUUCCCCGGGUAGUGCAGUGCUACAAUCGGGGAUGGGAUGGAGUUGAUGUACAGUGGGAGUGCAAGACUGACAUGGAUAAUGCAUUUAGGUUUGGUGAAAUUGAAGUCUCUUGUGAGGGCUACAGUAACAGAGACGAUCCCUUUGUUCUAAAGGGGUCAUGUGGUUUGAGAUACUCCAUAGACUACACAAAGGAGGGACUCCAUCAGAAGCAAGGUCAUCACAAUUAUUAUGGUGAUGAAAGUGGAUACAGUCAUCAUGCUUAUGGAAACUCUUAUUCCACCUACAAAACUGAGAAAUCAUCAAAUGCAAGCUACAUUGCUGAUUUUAUUGUGCUAGUUGCUGUGGCUCUGAUGUGUUGGGUUUUAUACAAAACAUGUUUUGGAUCUUCACGCCAUGUUGGCCAGGAUGCUCAUAGUAACACAAACGAUGAUUACCCAUCAGGUGGUGGUGGUGGUGGCUAUGGAUGGUUUGGGGGUGCUGGAGGUUCACAUCCUUCAGCACCACCUCCUCCAGAGUACACAGAUGGUGCUUCCUGUAGGAACCGCACUGCUGGAAAUGCAAGAGGGUUUGGUGGCGCUGGAGGUUUCUGGACUGGCGCUGCUACUGGUGGCUUAGUUGGCUACAUGUUUGGUAACAGUGGCAGAAACCACAACAGAGGUUAUGGUCAACCUAGUUCAUGGGGUUGGGGAGGUGGUGGAGGAGGUUUCUCUGGUGGCCACCAUAGUGGUGGUGGUGGUGGUGGUGGUGGUUCCACAGGAACUCGUGGAGCAUCAGGUUUUGGGGGUACUAGUCGCCGGUAAAAAUGUACUUGCAUCACAUUUACAUUUUGUAUUGUGAGAAUGUAUGUUGUAAAUGAUUAUUGUAAUUAACCUUAUAAUGGACCUCAGUUUACAUUGUAUUUUGCUUCAUGGUUGUAUUUAUUGUAUCUAUUUUUUUACAGCAAAAUUAUUUGGUGAUACUAUUGUAGCAAAUUUAGGCUGCAUAUCUAUUUACCACCUCACAAGGUUUUUCAAUCAAACUAAAAGGAGAAAUCUGAUUGCUCUUAAUGUUUAAUUUUUUUAGUUUAUAUCCCUUAAAUAUUUUCUUUUUGACUUGGUGGCCAUCUGCCAAGGCAGGGUGACACAAAGAAGAAAAUGCCUUUUCCAGCAUUCACUCAACUGCCAUCUGUUCAGAAGUGUCCUGACAUCACAGUCAAAUAACCCUCCUACUACAACAUCCCCAGCCCUCCAGAGUGCAGGCACUUUCUCUUCCAUCUCCAGGAUUCAAGUCUGGCUAAUCAGUUUCCCUGAAUCCCUUCGUAAAUUACCCUGCUCACACUCCAACAGCACAUUAAUUAGAAACCACUGUUCCCCCAUGCACAUCAGUCUAGCAUGCUCAGACAAGCCUGCUGGAUUUUCAAGUGCUAAUUUAUUUAAUGAUUUACUUGUCUAAUUAAAUCCAGUGACAUCACAGGGAUCUAAAUUUUCUUUUAUUUUAAAUACUGAAAUUCAGUUAGAACUAAAGUUUGGUUGACAAUGCUUUUAAACAUAUUGUCUUUCCAGGAUUGCCUAAUGUAAUUUGCUAAUCAUAUUGAUCAUCAGUAAUUGUAUUUUUGAAGUAGAGUAUAUUUAAGGUUCGCGCAAGAGCACACUACUAUUCAUUAUACUCGAAGUGUUAAAAUUCACUCAACUGUAUACAAUAUUAUUAAUAAUUGCAGGGUUAUUUUUAAAGGGUAAAAUUAUAUAUACAAGUAAUCUUGUAUUUAUAUACAGGCUAUCAUCACUGACAUAUGAUAUUUUAUGCACGAUUUGAUUUUUUGUUACAAAUUUCUGGGAGUUCUGACAUCAUGGUCAGAUGACUCUCCUACUGCAAUAUUUCCCCCCCUCCUCCAAAGUUUAUAUUUAUACAUUACUGUAUUUUUCUUCUUUCAACAAACCAGCCAUGUUCCACCAAGGCAGGGUGGCCCAAAAGAAAAACAAAAAUUUCUCUUUUUAACUUUAGUAAUGUACACAGGAGAAGGGGUUACUAGCCCCUUGCUCCUGGUAUUUUGGUUGCCUCUUAUGACAUGCAUGGAUUACGGAGGAAGAAUUCUGUUUCACUUCCCCAUGGAGAAGUACUGUAUUAUUAUUAUUAUUAUUAUUAUUAUUAUUAUUAUUAUUAUUAUUAUUAUUAUUAUUAUAUUAUUAUUAUUAUCAUUAUUAUUAUUUUUUUUUUUAACAAGUCGGCCAUCUCCCAAAGAGGCAGGGUGACCCAAAAGGAAAGAAAAUCCCCAAAAGAAAAUACUUUCAUCAUCAUUCAACACUUUCACCUCACACAUAAUCACUGUUUUUGCAGAGGUGCUCAGAAUACAACAGUUUAGAAGUAUAUACGUAUAAAGAUACACAACAUAUCCCUCCAAACUGCCAAUAUCCCAAACCCCUCCCAUUUCCAGGACUCGAGUCCGGCUGUAUAAAAUAACCAGUUUCCCUGAAUCCCUUCACUAAAUAUUACCCUGCUCACACUCCAACAGCUCGUCAGAUCCCAAAUACCAUUCGUCUUCAUUCACUCCUAUCUAACAUGCUCACGCAUGCUUGCUGGAAGUCCAAGCCCCUCGCCCACAAAAGCUCCUUUACCCCCUCCCUCCAACCUUUUCGAGGACGACCCCUACCCCACCUUCCUUCCCCUUCAGAUUUAUACGCGCUUCAUCUCAUUCUACUUUGAUCCAUUCUCUCUAAAUGACCAAACCACCUCAACAACCCCUCUUCAGCCCUCUGACUAAUACUUUUAUUAACUCCACACCUUCUCCUAAUUUCCACACUCCGAGUUUUCUGCAUAAUAUUUACACCACACAUUGACCAUUUCCCAUUAAGGUAGGGCAAUCACAGAAACACAUUCACCAUUCAUUCAACAGCUGUCUUGCCUGGAGUUCACAGACAUCAUAACUCAAAUGACAUUUUGAGCUUCAACUUCCCCACCCAUCCUUCAGAGUGCAGACUCUUUAUGUACUUCCCACCUUCAGGGCAAAUCAGUUUACCCUGAAUGCCAUCAUAAAUUUUACCUUGCUUAUACUCUUACAGCAUGUUAAAGCCCAAAACCCAAAUGUCUCCACUCGCCCAUCUAACAAUACUUUUAUGUGUAACAUUUCUUCUGUGGGAGACUUAGAGCCAUGAAAUCCAGGUGGAGGAACCCCCAGAACUCUGAAAAGAUGUUCUUUUUAUCAAAACAGUUAUAAUGUACAUGUGCUUAGACAUUAAUGUGUUCUUGCAGAAUCCUUUUGAUUGUUUUGUAUGGACAGUAUAGCAUCAGUAAAAGAUAAUGUAGACUGUACUAAGAAUCACUUCACUGUUUUAUAGUGAGGAAGAAAUAUGUGCAGAGUUCUGAAAAAUGAUUAAGAAUGUC
Messenger RNA from Cherax quadricarinatus, 3848 nucleotides. Its product is annotated as store-operated calcium entry-associated regulatory factor. Gene Ontology annotation, cellular component: endoplasmic reticulum membrane. Lineage: Eukaryota; Metazoa; Arthropoda; Malacostraca; Decapoda; Parastacidae. The record is from RefSeq and is a predicted model, not a curated record. Gene Ontology annotation, biological process: regulation of store-operated calcium entry.